Molecule: messenger RNA, 2223 nt
Organism: Talaromyces proteolyticus
Lineage: Eukaryota; Fungi; Ascomycota; Eurotiomycetes; Eurotiales; Trichocomaceae
Product: WD repeat protein
Exons: 5
Coding region: 204-2096 (630 amino acids)
Biological process (GO): regulation of transcription by RNA polymerase II
Cellular component (GO): Set3 complex
Molecular function (GO): transcription corepressor activity; protein binding
Source: RefSeq, a predicted model, not a curated record
CAAUUCUGCAAGCGCAUUUUCUACUUUUGAUCCUUUGUACAGGAUACUAAAAUAUAUAUAACCCGAGGGCGGUGUUUUCCGCCACUCUUCUCGACUGCGUCAAAACACCGCGCGCCGUUUGGCCGGUUCGGCUUGAUUAGGCUCUGGCAUGCUCUGAAUCACCGACAUAGUAACUAAUAAUCCUCGAGAACCCCCAUGUAAUCAUGGAUCUCACAUCUCAUCACGUCAAUUACUUAAUAUGGAGGUAUCUCCAAGAAUCCGGACACGGUGAUGCAGCCGUGACCCUACAACGGGCAUGGAUCCCCAAUCCACAAAAUUUACCUUUUGCAUCUCAUAUCAAAACCCAUGCUCUCGUCUCCCUAGUACAAAAAGGGCUACAAUAUCACGAAAUCGAACAGUCCCUCGACCAGGAUGGAAACCCAGUUCCCUUCACGCCGUCUAAAUAUUUCUUUGGACCAUCACCGUUUGAUCCGGACUCCCUUAGGAGCCGCGAAGAGUAUGGCCAGGUAAAUGGAGGCAUUAGCCCCAAUAUUGUAGCACCCUCGUCUCCAGGAGACAAGCCUAUUCGCGACAGCGCCACUGUUAACGGCCACCUAGCCGUGGAAUCUACGAUACCGGUACUCAAUGUAAAAAAGGGUCGCAAAGCCGACCGACCCGAGACCAUCAUAAACGGAGAAGAUGGCGCAAUGGAAAUCGAUUCCAAUGGUGCUGCUCAUGAUCGCAUUUCGGCUACGCCUGCAUUGAAAUCACCAUCGCCAGGGGAUACGCUGGAUGCAAACGGAGACGUGGACAUGAAUUUAGAGCCAUCGGCAGAACCAGAGCUUGACGAACAAGAGCGUCUUACAUACACUUUAACAACAGGCAAAAGCGUCGGCGUGCAGAUUGUGCCCGCCAAGGCCGCUGACCUGACUUCAAACACGUUAAUCAUCGACCUGAAUAUUCCCCGAAAUGAUCAUGUGAUGCGAUGUGCUUGGCGUCCAAAUGACCCCUCGAUGUUUGCUGCUGCUGGAGAUUCAUUCUGCGAUCUGUGGAAAGUCCCUUCACCGGCUUCCUCGACGUCGCCGACUUGCGAGAAAAUCUACGAUAGCAAAGGCGACGGAAGUUGGGUCACUGCCCUCGCUUGGGAGCCCUCAGGUCGCAAGCUGGCCGUUGCAACCUAUAACGAGAGACGUUCGUCGAUACAAAUGUACGACAGCAGCGGUAACGUGGUAGACUUACUGCCGACAGCACAGGGUAUGAUAAAUGGGCUUUAUUGGGCACCCAACAAUCCAUACAUAGUCGUCGUGGCUUCGAACGGUGAGAACUCCGAACUCUCACUAUGGGACGAUUCGAUUAAACCUGAGGAAUAUCCGCCCUACCAAGCCAUCGAUGGGCUUGUUCAUGAUAUCACAUGGGCUGGUGAUAACAAGGUGUUUGCUUCUGGAGAGGGAUUAGUCUGGCAAUGCGAAAUUGAUUCUAGCAUUCAUAUCGUGAACAAAUUCGAAUCUCAAAACACCAAUACAGAGUGGUCAUUUAUACGUGGGGGGCAAAGGGGAUCCGCCGCUGUAGCUGUGGCAGCAGCCUCCUCUGUCGCUACGCUCUGGAUACCCACACAUGAUAUUCUUGUUGAAGAUGCACAUCGCGCGGACAUCACAGCCAUUGAACUUCAACCAGAACCCCAAGGCCAGAAUGUGCAAAUGUCUACGUCUUUUGUAUUUGCAUCCGCUUCUAUCGAUGACACUGUCAAGGUAUGGGAUGUAAAUCUUGAAACGAAGAAAAUCACGUGUCUCCAUACAUUGUUCUUGUCCCCAGGGGUACCUGCGCUGGCGCUAGCUUUUUCACCCGACGGAUAUCUAGUCUCUGCAGCUAGUACGGAUAGGCUCUUCAUAUGGAAUACGGAACGUGGAGGUGAGCCGCUUGCUACUUGGGCGGCAAGUUCUUCGCCAACCGUAAAAGAAGAAGGGUUGGAGAAAACGAACGGCGAAAACGGCUCGCGGGAGACGCCAACUUACCGUAGUCUUUCCUGGGAUACAGACGGCAAAAAGCUCAUUAUGGGCUUUGGGAAGAAGAUGGCGAUUAUAAGCCCCCAAGGGCGAACAUUGAACGCAUCUGACUGAUAUCUACAUUGAGAUGAUAUCCUGGAAUCUACAAUUUCGGAGGUUUUGCGAGAUAGAUGCCUAAAAAAGGUUCAAGAUCCGCGCCAUGAUUAGCUGGAAGUUAUUGCAAUAGGGGUUCAUUUGUUAG